This is a messenger RNA of Leptonychotes weddellii (Weddell seal), 1619 nucleotides long. Lineage: Eukaryota; Metazoa; Chordata; Mammalia; Carnivora; Phocidae. The record is from RefSeq and is a predicted model, not a curated record.
ACCCGGCUCCACGACUCCGCGCGUGCCUCCCGGUGCCCUCUCCCCGCGCCCCUCCGCCUCUCUCCGCUGCGCCCCAGCUCCCUGGGCACCUUGCCCCUCUCUGCUGGCCCCCCAGCCUCCUCGUCGCGUCACCCGCACCCCCUCCUCUACCCGCGGCCCCCGCUCCCUCCACCCCCCUUCCCUCUCUCACUUCCCACGCCCCCUCUUCGCGCUCCUCUCUCCUCCCUUUGCCGCCCAGCGCCGGCUCCGGAGUUGGGGGAGAGCCCAGGGUUUCAGUCGCUUUGGAGGAGGCGUGAAUCGCGCAGGGAUUGACUAAUUGGGGGUGGGGGGCGCGGUGGGCGAUGGAGCAGCCCGAGGACAUGGCGUCGCUGAGCGAGUUCGACUCCUUGGCGGGCAGCAUCCCGGCCACCAAGGUGGAGAUCACCGUGUCCUGCAGGAACCUUUUGGACAAAGACAUGUUUUCCAAGUCCGACCCACUAUGUGUCAUGUAUACUCAAGGGAUGGAGAACAAGCAGUGGCGGGAGUUCGGACGCACCGAAGUCAUUGACAACACACUCAAUCCCGACUUUGUGCGCAAAUUCAUUGUGGAUUAUUUCUUUGAGGAGAAGCAGAACCUCCGUUUCGACCUAUACGACGUUGAUUCGAAGAGCCCUGAUUUAUCCAAACACGAUUUCCUGGGCCAGGCCUUCUGCACCCUCGGAGAGAUCGUGGGGUCCCCUGGGAGCCGCCUGGAGAAGCCCCUCACGAUAGGAGCAUUCAGCCUGAAUUCCAGGACAGGCAAACCCAUGCCAGCGGUAUCCAAUGGAAGUGGUCUUUGGAUGGAAAGUUUGAGAACCACUGGUCUGGAAGCCUCCGGUGGUGUCCCAGGGAAGAAAUGUGGCACCAUCAUCCUGUCCGCCGAGGAGCUGAGCAACUGUAGGGAUGUAGCCACAAUGCAGUUCUGUGCCAACAAGCUGGACAAAAAGGAUUUCUUUGGGAAGUCCGACCCCUUCUUGGUGUUCUACAGAAGCAAUGAGGAUGGAACGUUCACCAUCUGCCACAAGACCGAGGUCAUGAAGAACACCCUAAACCCAGUCUGGCAAACCUUCUCCAUUCCUGUGAGAGCGCUCUGCAAUGGGGACUAUGACCGGACCAUCAAGGUGGAGGUGUACGACUGGGAUCGGGAUGGCAGCCACGACUUCAUUGGAGAAUUCACCACCAGCUACCGGGAGCUGGCCCGUGGGCAGAGCCAGUUCAACAUCUACGAGGUGGUAAACCCAAAAAAGAAAAUGAAGAAAAAGAAAUACGUGAAUUCCGGCACCGUCACGCUGCUUUCCUUUGCUGUGGAGUCCGAGUGCACAUUUCUUGACUACAUCAAAGGAGGGACCCAGAUCAACUUCACAGUGGCCAUCGAUUUCACAGCCUCCAAUGGGAACCCGUCGCAGUCCACGUCCCUGCACUACAUGAGCCCCUACCAGCUGAAUGCCUAUGCGCUGGCGCUGACUGCCGUCGGGGAGAUCAUCCAGCACUACGACAGUGACAAGAUGUUUCCCGCCCUAGGCUUCGGGGCCAAGCUGCCCCCUGACGGAAGGGUGUCCCACGAGUUCCCGCUGGUAGGAGGUCCUGGGAGCACGGGCUGA